Molecule: messenger RNA, 957 nt
Organism: Lotus japonicus
Lineage: Eukaryota; Viridiplantae; Streptophyta; Magnoliopsida; Fabales; Fabaceae
Product: zinc finger protein 4-like
Exons: 1
Coding region: 1-957 (318 amino acids)
Biological process (GO): negative regulation of abscisic acid-activated signaling pathway
Source: RefSeq, a predicted model, not a curated record
AUGGCAGCCUCUGAAGCCUCUAGCAUCUCUGCCACCAAGAAAGAAGGAAUUUUCAUCUCCCACCAAGCUGGUAUUGAAGACAACAGUGACGACGACGAUGAUGACAACAACAACGACAACAAGGUGUUGAAAAUGAAGGAGAAGAUAGACGAAGAGGGUUCCAACGGAUCCAGUUCCAAGAAUAUUCUUGAUUUUGUGAACCUCUACAAAGAUAAUUUGGCUCGUGGAUCAAAGGUGCAAGAACUUGAUUUUUUCAACCUAGGGAAAAACGUGGUGGGUUCAUCGUCAUCUAGCUGGGCUAUUAACGCUGACAACAACGAAGGUAGAGAUGAAGACAAUGAGGUAAAAACCUCGGAGUCCAAGAAACUCUCUUGCAAUUUUUGCAUGAGACAAUUUUCUUCGGCACAAGCCUUAGGAGGGCAUCAAAAUGCCCACAAGCCUGAACGUGAACUUGCGAAGCGUAGACAAGAGCUUCACCAAGUUGGUGCUCUUUGGCAGCCUCAUUUUCCUUAUUACACUUAUCCAAGUCUUUCAACACCACCUUAUCAUAGCUCCUAUAACAAUGCACUUGGUAUUAGGAGGGAUUCCAUGAUUCACAAGCCAACUUAUCCUCACACCCCACCAGGUUUCAGGUUUGGUCAAGGGGCCACUUGGUCAGACAUGUUAAACAUUUCUUCUUUUAAUAGACCGAGGGUGGAUGGUUUGAAUCCUAAUACUGGAACUGGGAUUCUAGGAAAUGGUGGUGCAAUUGCAUCACCUUUGAAGAUAGAAGAUCGUGGUAGUAGAACACUUGCAACCACUCGCCAAUUUGGAGAUUCUUUUGCAAAUGCAGCUACAAGAUCAAACACAACCCUAGAGAAGUCAAAACCCUUAGAAAAGUCAACUAUGGUUACCAACAUUGAAGAACCUUCUGAUUCUGAUGACCCUUCUGGACUUGAUUUGUCACUUAAACUUUAA